UGUUAAUUUAUUUGGUUUCUUUGCUUGUAAACACCUCUUUGUUCUGCGAGUGAGUGCUGUCGUGCGCGGCCGCUCAGCCGUUUACUUAGCUGAUAGAACUAAAACAAAACGCGCUGGAUAUGCCUUACCACGAAAGACAAGAUCGAGACUGUUCAUAGAACGACGCUGGCCCUCACAAACAACCUGAGCUGAUCGGGCCGCACAAGUGAAAAACUUCUCGCGACUCAAGAAGACCCCCUUGAAAGCAAGCAACGUCUUUGGCGCUGCAACAAGGAACGACCUUCGCCCAGUCCGAGGAUAACACUCUAUGCGCGCUAAACUCGGACCAUGGGCGAGCAGGAACUCGGAGAGGUGGCCGUGGGCACGCGCGUCUCCUGUGACGGUCACUACGGCGUUGUGCGCUACUGUGGACCCGUGGUGGACACGAAGGGUACAUGGCUGGGCAUUGAGUGGGACGACCCAUAUCGUGGCAAGCACAAUGGCUGUCACAAGGACGUCCAGUACUUCAUCACGAGGUCAGAGACAGGUGGUUCAUUCAUUCGCCCACAGAAGGUAGAGAAGACGCUGAGCAUCGCGGAUGCCGUGCGCAAUAAGUACUUCUCGUCCCUGUCCGACCUCGAGGCACCCUGCCUGAGCGAGGACAAGGACGUGCUGCUCCUGGAGUUACGGCCCAAACGAACGGUUCAGUUUGUUGGGCCUGAGAAGAUCACCGCCAUACUCAGCCGUGGCGAGACAAUCCGCGAGGUGACCCUGGCGAGCAUUCCUAUCGACCGGCCUGGCAAUGAGGGCGAGCUGGCGAGCCUGGUGCCAAAGUUGCAGAGCCUGGUGCUCACACACACCCUGUUGUCGUCGUGGGAACAGGUGGCACAGAUCACCCGUCAGCUGCCGCAUUUGUCGGCGCUGCACCUCAGCAAGAAUAUACUGGAAAUACCGAAGGAUCCUGCUGCGCUUCGGGACAGCUUCCGGUCUAUUCGGCAGAUGGUCCUUCGAGGUGUGGGCUACAGCUGGGACCAAGCCCUACAGUGUGCAGAGAUGUGGCCCUGGGUCGAGGACCUGGUUCUGUCGCUAAACGGCAUCAGCGUCCUGCGGCAGCCGCCCGACACGCUAUUUCAACAGCUGGAGUGCCUGUCCCUACAGGACAACCCCAUUUCCUCGUGGGAGACCGUCUGCCACUUGGGACACUUGCCGAGGUUAAAAAGUCUGUCGCUGGCUGACUGUGAUUUGACAAGCGUCUCGUUCCCAGAGACACCGCCAGGCCAGAAAACCCCGUUGUUUGUUCACCUGGUGACUCUGAACCUUCACAACAACCGUCUCGAAGAGUGGGUCAGCAUAGCGGAGCUGAACAAGCUGGCCUCUCUGGAGGAUCUGAUUGUGAAGGGGAACCCUGUAACGGUCCGCGAGAAGAGGCACAUCACUCGCUGCCUCAUAGUGUCUCACCUGGGAAAGCUGCAGCUUCUUGACCGGAUGGCGGUCACGAGAGAUGAAAGGCGCGAAGCUGGCAUCUUCUAUGUAAACCGCUUCUUUCCGCUGUGGGUCCAGUGUGGUGGAACAGCAGAAGGGGGAACACCUUCUCCAGAGUUCGUCCGUGAACAUCCUAGGUUCCUCAGUCUUCUCAAAACCUAUGGUGCACCGGAAACUGUGCCGGAUGGCAAGAUGCCUUCGUUAAACAAGAAGGUAAUAACCAUUGAAAUUCAUGCUCCGCAAGAACCAGACCGGGGACCGAUUAGGAAGCGCCUACCAUUGUCCAUGUCGGUGGAGAAGUUGAAAGCCCUGGUGACGCAGCUGUUUCCCCGGAAAGGGAGCCGCUUCUGUCUUUCGCUCGCAAGUCAUGAGGAAGGAAAGGAGUCUGUGCUGGACAAGGAGCGCCUUGACCUCAGCUUCUACGACAUCACCGAUGGCAGUCGCAUUUAUGUGCGCUGGUAGGGCACACAGCGCACCGAGUGUGAAACGUUUUUGAGUAAGGUGUUGUGAUGGCCUGAAGGAGUAAACUUCCCUGCUGUGCUCGUGUCAGGUCAUUUACCCUGGUGUGCAUCCGUCUCAACGCUGCACCGCAUUCGACUUGGCAGAGCGAUCUACCGCCGCCGUGUAAGCCGUGAAGUCCAGUGGUUGUCAAGAGAUCAUCUGCCAUUUUAUCUUGCUGCAGCGAAAACAUUUGCUAUAUGUGUAUGUGUGCAGCAUCACGAGAGAUAUUUGAAUAGAACAAAUCUUACUAUACUUUUUCUUUUUCGUUUAAUUAUCAACCUGUUUGUUUGUGUGACAUUUAUUUUAAGCUCAGACCUUCUGUGAAGGUCUGCUGCGCCAGAUUUUAUUCGUGUAUCAGUACUGCAUAACAGCUUCCGGUAAAGAAGCAUACCAAAAGCAGUAAGGUGCGUGGCCACGCCACCAUCCCUUGCACAUGUUUUGAGGGUGAUGGCAAUCGCCGCUGUGAGUGCACCAUGUCACCUUGACAGAAAACCGCACAAUCAUCCAAUUUUUAAAGUUUCCCCAGCAAGAACAGUUCUAUUUUCAACAUUAUUGCUUAAAUACUCACCUCUAAUUUAUGACUUCUUUUAUUUUUUCAAAUAUGAACUGGCCCACGUGAGAACAUUCUCAGAUAUACACUACUAUAAUGUGGGAGUCAAUUGUUCAGCUGCAUGCUUUUGGGUGACGUGUGGGGCGACGUGUUAACUGUACUUUGUAGAAAACUGCUGCCUGCCUGAAGUCGCAGCAUUUGUUACUGUGGUGUGACGCAUUUUAUUUUUUGUAUAACUGUUCAGACUGUACCAAAGUUUCAGAUGGGCCUUGUUCAGUUAUUGCACUGAUAUUUGUGCAGGCAUUUAUAUAGCUUCCCCGCAUUCUGUAGAAACUUAGUGAGCAUUUGUAGGGGCAACUUUGUUAUACUCCUCAAGUUGCUUUAUGAUUGGCUCUUUAGCUGAAUUUAAUCAAUAUGCUUUUUGCCUCUUCGUGCGCCUGCUUUUCAGGCUUUGUUUUUAAGUUGUUUGAAGUACGGUUUACUUUUACAGUGUACCCUAAGGCCGAGUGAGGACAUGUAGUUUGCGGUGAGUGCAGUGCAAUCAAGUUUACUUGACUGCCAAGCAAAGCACGCCCCUGCACUAGUGCCAUUUUCAAGUGCAACAAUGUUGCCCGAGCCGCUUGUAGCUGUUGCAGUGGCAACGUUAGUUUCUAAGCGUAGAAUGUGUAGUUCCCACCCUUAUAUGCUGCAUCGAGUAGGCAGAGUCUAUGCACACUGCACAUACUUGGCCUGCGCAGCUGUUGCCACAAAUGAAAAACCUGUUAUGAAAUUCAAGCAGUUUUAAUUUGUCAAGCCCAGCUGUAAACUUCGGCAUGAGCAUAGGGAGUACUUGCACCCCACUAGCUGAAUUUCACGUGAACUAAGGAAGAAUAUCACGUCCUGAUGUCAUACCAUCACUGUACAAUUUGAGUAAAAUGCAAGUUUCUGCUUGCCAUAUUACAUCAGUACUCUUCGAUUUGCCUGCACCACCUGAACCAGUUCACAAAGUGCUGCACCUUGCCAUAUGUUUCAGCGAUGCAGCACUAGUGAACUCUGAACCAUGUGGUUCAUUUAAAAACCUGCAGUGCUGGUCGAUUUUUCUGCACCCCCUAUGCUGAUGGUGCCAGCUUGGUCGUGUGUGUGCACUAGCAGCUGAGCAGAUGACUCAAAAUCCAGGCAUAGACGCCUUAACCACAUUUACUCGUGGUGUCUUUUUUUCAAGAUGUUUGCGCCUUAUAAGCUGUCUGCAUAUGCUGUUUCCCACUUGUGAAUGUUAGGUGGAAGACGUAUAUCAAGCGGGCCACUGCGUCGGCACCUUCCUCAUUUGUUUCUGGUGUUGCACUGUGUCCUGCACCACCGAACUUGCUCCGCCCAUUUUCCGAACUUCUCGAUCACUGCUGUUAAUUGGUUCUGAUUGCUGUAGGCAAAUCGAACAUACCCAUAAGUACAGCUGUUUCACCAGUAUUGGAGGUUCGCCCGUGUCGCUGGAACCCCAGUAACCUAAACCUUGUCACUAUGAGGUUUUUGACCUUACUGCCAGGGCAAGGGUCAGCAGCAACAUGCUACUCUACUAGUGGAGUCACUCGUGUCAUUUAUAUAAGGGUCACGUGACCCGAAGCUGUUGUGGUGCUAAUCAAACCCUUCCUGGGUGUCACGCAAUGUGCGACAGUUUAGAACGGCACACAUCAUAGCCAUGCGAAUGGCCAGGUUUCAUUCUGGCAGGCCGUGUGGUGGAAACGGUUAAUUUACUUCAACAAAAACGCACAGAAAACUUAUCAAAACGCACAGUUGUUGCUCGGGAGUUGUAACAAACAUUGAUAUAUCAUGGCGUGUGCCACAUUUAGCAAAUAUUUUUGAUGCUCUGCAGUGGAAGGGGUAUAUAGUGUGCUACACGUGCUCUAGGUGAACUAUCUAAUGCAUUAAAAUACUCGGCAGUUGCCCAUCAGCAGAGAGAAAUACGUAUGUGCCUGCUCUUCGAAUGCUUAUCUUUUUUACAGAUUUUAAAAAGCACCAAAUCUAGCUAAAGAUAAUUUUGUCGCAAGUGUAAGGCCAACUUGCAUAGAAUUCUUUCGAGACUGCUGUAAAUAACUGAAAUAAACACGUUCAUAUUGAACAAUUUCGGGCU
Molecule: messenger RNA, 4616 nt
Organism: Rhipicephalus microplus (southern cattle tick)
Lineage: Eukaryota; Metazoa; Arthropoda; Arachnida; Ixodida; Ixodidae
Product: tubulin-specific chaperone E-like
Biological process (GO): cytoskeleton organization
Molecular function (GO): protein binding
Source: RefSeq, a predicted model, not a curated record